GGGAGAGGGGGUGGGGGUGAAGAUGAUUGACAGUCAAAGAGGUGGAGCUACGCCGGUCUUGCAGAACUCUCUGGCAUCCCGUUGGCUGCUGGCACCCCGACCAUGUGCGUGCUAUGUGGAGAUGAUGGAACUGUUGCGAGGUAAAAUUUCUGCAAGUCUAUCUGAAAGCUAUUUAGACAUGUGUCUGCGGUGUCGAGUGUGUCAGUCUCUGAGGUGACUGGAGGCAGCAAAACUUUACUUUUCUCUACCUCCUUUUUUUCUCUCUCUCUUUCUAAUGGAAGUUUAACAUUAAACAAUAGAGGCAGCUGCAAUCGAAAGAUAUCGGAAUAAGAACUUAGGAGGAUAACAGUUUCCAACGUCGAUGAUUGCUCUGCUAUGCUCUUGGGGAUUACAUCACAGAAAAAAGGUGACUAGCUGACUGUCCAUCUUUGACAACAAUUGUUCUCCCUCUUCGAACUGUGAUCAGGUAUGCUUACUUACUGCGAUUCCUCGAAGCAGAAAAUACUCCGUACUAGCCAACAGAAGAAGAGAAAAUAUUUGUCGCGUUUUUCUGUUUACCUGUCAUUUAGUGCUUAAUAAGCUUACCGAUCAGUGAUAUCCUUUCAACUCAUCAGGUUGUGGAAGGAACCACAAAACAAUUUUUAAGUUAGACACGCGUUUGUUUUAGUCGGCACUGGGCCCUGACAAGUUUUUAAAACAAUUUAUUUUUUCCUCCAUUAUUAUAUUGCGAGAGACAUUCUUUCAAACUCCUUAGCACCCGUGGAAAGAUACUCUACAGUGUGACAAUGAUUCUGAACACGACCCCGGUGACAAACCAAAGGGACUACAUCCAGUCGCUCUCAUCCGCGGCCUCGGCUGGGGCUCAGUACUCGGGUGACACCCAGUACCAAUGCCAGUCUUACUCGGAGGACCCGUACUUGUACCCAUCGCACUUCUUCGGCACUACGGCUGACGUCUGCGACACGUGGACCAACCAUCGUUUCUUUGUAAACGGCGACACCACUACCGCGCCCCUCCCAGAUUCCUUGUCCCCUGCUGACCCUGUGAGCGGUCACUGCGGAGGGGGAGCGGCGGGAGGGGACAGCGGACAAUAUUAUUCCCACGAGUGUGAGCAUCAUCAGCAUCAUCAUCGUCAUUAUAAUCAUCACCAGCAACACGAACACCAGGCAGUGCAUCAGCAUACCCACCACCAUCAUCACCAACCACAGCAGCAACUACAUUUUCAUGGCUACAACGGCCUGACGACGCAGGCUGACCUGCAGAUCCACCAGGGGGCGUGUGCUUCGUUGGAGAGCGCAUGUUCGGCGGGGGAGGGUCAGGAGCUGAGGCUGCUGGUCACGAUGGGCGAGGCGGACAGGCAGGCCGACAAACGCGACUUGCACGGUCAAGCCGCCUUCAUCAACGAUGCUGCACGGGCCGGAGCCACAGAACGAGAACGCACGCGCAUGCACAUGCUUAACGACGCCUUCGACGAACUGAGGAAGGUGGUGCCCAAAUCGAACUUGAGCGAGCACCAGAAGCUGUCCAAGAUCGCCACGCUGCGCCUAGCUAUUCACUACAUCUCGGCCCUCACGGCCACACUCAAGUCCACUGGCGCCCCCAUACAGCCCGUGCAGGCGCUAGGGGUGGGGGACAGGAGGGGACGGAGACGUGGGCGGGGUGGUCGGAAGAGGAAGGCCGUGGAUGGGGGCAAGAUCCGCUUGGAGGCGCCCACCUCUUCCUCUUCCUCCUCCUCCUCGAUGUCACCUGGUGGCGAUGCUGCUGCCGCGAAUGUUCGUGGUGUGGCAAGAGUUAAUGGGACGCCCCCUGCCUUCCCGGGAGUCCUGUCCGUGCGACACUCGGACCUGUGCAUGGCCUCCACUGACAGCAGCGGAAAAGGACGAAAUUCCCUUGGUUUUCAGGUCUGUGGCUGCGCAGAUUCAAGCGGUGCAGAUGACGUUACAUCCGGGGUGGCAAACAGCGGCCAAUGCAGUCAGUUUUACCACCAAGGGGUGAGACCGCCUCGGCAUGCUUCUGUCUCACCUGCAGGGUCCGCCCACGGGCCGCCCUACUCCUCCGAGUGCGGCCCGACCGAGGGGAGGUUCACGCCUGACCAGUGCAACCUCGGGGGGUUUGGAACUUCGGAGGCAGCCUCACCUCCAAAGAACGCUGCAUGUAGAGAGUAUAGUGUGCACGGUGAAGGGAUGCUGAGUGCAACGGAUUUCUACUCCAGGCAGCCGAACUUUCGUGUUAUGUAACGAUUAGCCCCUCGACUAUCCCCUAGUUCCAAUAGUUUGCACAGAUGCAAUGAUUGCCAAGAAAAACUUUUACCAUACAUAUCUCUGAAUUUCCCCCAAACUUUAUCAACAACCCCAUUAGAAAAAGAAGGAGUUGAUGAUGACGACAGCGGCGAUGAUGAUGAAAAUGAAGACUGCCACGAUGAUGAAUAUGGUGGAUAUUUUUCUGAAGUUAUUUUGCAUGCCACGAUGGAUGAUGAUAGUUUUUUUUCAUCAACAAGAUGUUAAUCUCUUGUAUUUCAAAUCUUGAAAAAAAACUUAAUUCACGAAAAACAGAAAAGCGAAUGAUGCUUGUUUCCGGAACUUUUCCGGACAUUUAUACCCCAUUACCAUUAAACCUGUUUUCAUUGUAAUACGGAGAAGUGCCUGUCAGCUUGUUGUUAAAAUGUGUCAUAAAUAUUCAUAUGCAUGGAAAACUACUUGUACAAAAAUUAUUUAUAUAUAACAAGUAAGUCAUAAUUAUUUUUAAACCUCUUAUUACAUGUUAGAAAUACUAUUACCUUAUAAUGUUUAUUAUCCUCAAUCACAAUAUGCAAAAAUAAA
Messenger RNA from Pomacea canaliculata, 2819 nucleotides. RefSeq lists its product as uncharacterized. The record is from RefSeq and is a predicted model, not a curated record. Gene Ontology annotation, molecular function: protein dimerization activity. NCBI's taxonomy places the organism in Eukaryota, Metazoa, Mollusca, Gastropoda, Architaenioglossa, Ampullariidae. Bases 786 to 2237 code for a protein of 483 amino acids. The transcript is spliced from 2 exons.